Zophobas morio is the source of this 1078-nucleotide messenger RNA. Its product is annotated as tudor domain-containing protein 5-like. The transcript has 2 exons. The record is from RefSeq and is a predicted model, not a curated record. The coding region runs from base 174 to 1007 and encodes 277 amino acids. Lineage: Eukaryota; Metazoa; Arthropoda; Insecta; Coleoptera; Tenebrionidae.
GAUGUUGUUUAAAAAAAAAACCGACAAGUUUUGUGAUUAAUUUAGUUGCAACAGGAGGAAAUAGGGGCUUAUUUUUAAUUUUUAGCUGUGUUAAUAAUGUAAAUAAAAAUACUGCGGCGAUUGUCGGUUAUUGUGAUUUAUUUUCUCAACUAUUUAAACUCGUUUAAGUCGAAAUGGGUUCGGACGACCUCUUCUACGUCGACCAGAAGCCCAUCCCCACCUGCUUCACCAAGUGCAACUUCAAUCCCGGCCAACCCAUCAACUUCAAAGUCUCCCACAUCUACGACCCCUCGAAGUUCUGGAUCGUGGUGAAGUUCCAGGAGCUCGAAAUCUUCCAGAAGCACCUCUUCCAGUACUACUACCUCAAUCGCAACAAGUACAAAAUGCCCACCGACAACCUGCAGCUCGACAUGCCCUGUGUGGCUUUCACCGACGGCAACUACUACCGAGGGCGAAUCGUGGGCUUGCCCCAGGACCUGUGGGACCAGAACCAAGUGCACGUCUUCUUCACCGACUACGGGUCGCUCCAACUGGUCGACUACAACAACAUUUUUUACAUGAGCGUGAAGCACUGCGAGGUCCCCCAGUUUUCGGUGCGGGCCUCCUUGGCCCAAGUGCGCCCCAAAAAUUCGCACUGCCAGUGGACGGUGGCUGACGUUACCGAGUUUUCGAAUUUGUUGUCGGACAAGGUGUUGGCGGGGGUGGUGGAGAAUGUUUAUCGGGAGAGGGAGGUGGUGGAGGUGGCGUGUCGCGAACGCGGUGUGGGGGCGGCGGUGCACGACACGCUCGUGGCGCAGCAGAGGACGCAGUAUCGGGACGAAGAGCUGAAAAGCGGGAAGAAAAUGCCGCCCCCGGAGCCCAAGUAUUUUUGUGCACAUGUGUGUCCGUCCCAUGAGGCUAUUGAAAGUGGGAAGGUACCAACGAGUUUGAGCGAUGCCGAGUUUCAGGUCAUGGUAGCGCCGUUUUCGCCGAUCGUGACGAGGUACUACCAAGUCAAAGACGCUUAAGGGGGUUUUGGGGUACCGAAGACAGUUUGUAUUUAGUUUUUGUACAUUGUGUUAAUAUAUUUUAGAAUAUA